GCGACUGGGUUUACGGCCAGACUAAUAUCUAAACCAAGGUUCUUUUUUUUAUUAACGAAACAAUGCUUGGUGAUUGAGGAGAGGUACUUUAGGUCCAGUACAUCGAAGAAUAUGGUUGUAACCAAAACAAACCUAAAUCAACAUCUUGAUUGGUUUUUUCAUAAUGGCCCUCAAAAACUAGAAACUAAUAAGCAACCUUUGAGUUUACUUAAUUUUGACACUGUUUCAAUUGGCUCUUCGUAUAAGACUACCUUUGAGCCAUUACAGUCACCAGUAAGUCCUCCCAAGUCAAAUGUACUAGAUGUAUUUGAUGAACAGCAAGCCAUCGAUUUGACAGAUGAUUUACCAAAGUCCCCAAUUCUGAAAAGACAAUCAUCCUUUGAUGAAUCUGAGAUCCCAAAACCCAAGCGAAUGGCAAGUUCAAAAACAGUGGACAGUGAGGAAGAGUUUGAUGACGUUGACGAGGAGUUUCUUCGAGCUGCUGAAAUGGAAGCUUUCCAAAAACAGCCUUCCUAUGCUUCGGCCUUUGUAGAAGCCCCGUCUGUACCUGAACCAGGACUGAAAAUCCAGAAUCAGUGUGAUAAUCAACAACAUAUUGGUGAGUCUUUCAAUGAAAAAGGUUCAUUUUGUACUCCUGAAGCUCAAAAAAGCUCUAAUGUACAGGCUCCAACUCCUGUGCGUCAGCCUAGCAUAUCAGAAAACCAGCGUUCAUUAACUGCUACCCCCAACUCAUCAUCCAUUUCUUUAGACUUUUGUUCAUGGCCUCGGGAUAAUCUACAACAUUAUUUAGAAAUUUUGCGAGAAGAGAAAAGCGAACUAAGUGAUCGAAUCAUUGAAAUGAUGGAAAAUGACCCAACCUCUAUGCGAUUUAAAGAAUGGAUUCCUAAACGGGAUGUUUUGAGUCGUAAAAUUUCUCUUGUCCAAGAUGCUAUAUCAAGCACCGAACAUUCUAUACAACCCUCUAAUCUUACAACCCCGUCAAAGGAAAUGGAAAAUGAAGCCAAUUUUUCGACGUUUGUACCUGAAUCAGUGGUGAAGCAGAAAGAGCUUUCACAUGAUCUGUCCUUCAACAACAAUUUUGCGAAUGAAAAAGUUGCUGCUACACCUACUGUUUCAAAUGCUCCAAAAAAUUUUGUAGAGCAGUCUUAUGAAAAGGAUAUAUCUUCUACUGAUAUCGACAGCUUUGAAUUUAAUGAUGCUGACAUCUCUUUUCCAAUGACAGAUCCUAUUCAAGAUAUUCCAAGUUCUCCUAAUGAAGUUUUAUUAAUUGAUGACGAUAAAAAUAAUUAUUCCAAUGCUGAUCAGAGCGCUAUCCCUAAAGAAGCACAACUUGAAGAUGUGCCCUUGAGAGAAAUUCAAAAUCAUAGACUGAAUAUUGAUGCUUCUCAACCAGAAAGCUUGGAUAUGGAUAAAAGUCAUUUAGUUCAACUCCCAUCAAAGACAGAUCCUGCUUUGAAUCAUAAGUGGUCACCUGAACUUCUUCACGUCUUAAAGUACACGUUUAAUCUUAGAGGUUUUCGGAAUAAUCAACUAGAUGCUAUUAACGGGACACUUUCUGGAAAGGACGUCUUUGUUUUGAUGCCUACAGGCGGUGGUAAAUCAUUAUGUUACCAACUACCGGCAGUAGUUGAAAGCGGGGUCACUCGCGGUGUUACUCUUGUUGUUUCACCGCUUCUUUCUUUAAUGCAGGAUCAAUUAGAGCAUUUGAAAAGAAUUAACAUUCCUUCCUUACCUCUCAGCGGUGAACAGCCUGCUGAAGAGCGUCGCAAAGUCAUAUCUUUCCUUAUGGCUGAGAAAGUCAUGGUGAAACUACUCUAUGUUACACCGGAGGGCUUGGCAAGUAAUGGUGCAGUAACAAGGGUGUUGAAAAAUCUGUAUGAUCGGAAGUUGCUUGCUCGCAUAGUCAUUGAUGAAGCACAUUGUGUGAGUCACUGGGGUCACGAUUUUCGACCUGAUUAUAAACAACUGGGGGCAUUGAGGGACGCUUAUCGAGGUGUGCCCCUAAUGGCUUUAACAGCUACUGCCAAUGAAGUUGUAAAGAAAGAUAUCAUAAACACCCUAAGAAUGGAUAGCUGUUUGGAACUAAAAUCUAGCUUUAAUCGCCCCAAUUUAUUUUAUGAGAUACGGCCGAAGAAGGAUCUUUAUACAGAGUUAUAUCGGUUCCUUAGCAACGGACACAUGCAUGAAUCAGGUAUAAUUUAUUGCCUUUCAAGGACUAGUUGUGAGCAAGUUGCUGAUAAGUUGAGGAAAGAUUACGGUUUAAAAGCUUGGCAUUAUCAUGCUGGGAUUGACAAAAACGAGAGGCAAAGAAUCCAAAGCGAAUGGCAAGCUGGAAAUUACAAAAUUAUAGUCGCUACUAUUGCGUUUGGUAUGGGUGUUGAUAAAGGAGAUGUACGAUUUGUCAUUCAUCAUAGUUUUCCAAAGUCUCUUGAAGGCUAUUAUCAGGAAACAGGUCGUGCUGGUAGAGAUGGGAAACCAGCUCACUGUAUAAUGUUUUAUAGUUACAAAGAUCAUGUAACGUUCCAACGUUUAAUUAUGAGCGGAGAUGGUGAUCCUGAAACGAAAGAGCGUCAACGACACAUGCUCCGGCAAGUUAUUCAGUUUUGCGAAAAUAAAUCUGAUUGCAGAAGGAAGCAGAUUUUAGCAUACUUUGGUGAGAGUUUUGACCAAGUACAUUGUUGCCGAGGUUGUGAUAUAUGUUGCGAAGAAGCGACAUAUGUAAAAAAGGAUAUGACCGAAAUUGCCGCGAAAGCUAUCAAAUUAAUACGUUCCAUGUCGGGAAAAACCACUCUUCUUCAACUAAUAGAUGUGUUUCGUGGCAGUAAAGGAGCAAAAAUCAUUGAAAACGGCUGGGAUAGGCUAGAAGGAGCAGGCGACGGAAAGUCAUUAAAUAGAGGAGAUUCAGAAAGGCUAUUUCAUCAAUUGGUUGCGGAAGGAAUUUUUGUUGAAAAAGUGGAAGCUAAUCGUAGGGGCUUCGUAUCAGCCUAUGUGUUUCCCGGUAAGCAGACACUGUUAAACUCAGUGAUUGCUGGUAAGCAUCGAGUUGUACUUGAGAUAAAGCAGGAAUCAUCGAACUCUGGAAAUGAAGGCCGGGCCUUAACACGUAGCAAGACAUUGCCAAACGUGACAGAUUAUUAUUCUUCUCUUCGAAGAACAAAUAGCUCAACUAGUAACCACGAUCAUUUUCAGGGAAAUGAUGAUAUAUAUGAUUCUCAAUUGGUUCCGAACAAUGUAGGACGUGAGGUAGUAACUGGUUGCAAAAUUAGUACAGACAGCAUGCCAACAAAUAAGUUUAUGUCCGAAUAUGAAAUGGACAUUGUGAAUCGUUGUUUUGCUGAACUAAAGGUGCGUCGAAGCAAUUUAAUGGCCUUGAAUGAUUCUAGAGUUGGUUCAUAUUUUACAGAUGCGAUGUUAUCUAGCAUGGCUCAAAAACUUCCUAGAAAUGUUACAGAACUAAAAGAAAUACAUGGAGUUAGCGGUGAACGUGCUGAAAGGGUUGGACCGCAAUUUCUUCAAGUUAUUCAAAAGUAUAUUGAUGAGAAAGAUCAAAAUUUGGCUGGAACCGAGCUGGAUCCCACGGUUGAAAGCAUUGAUGUUGAUGAGUUUGAUAAUAUUGAUGUGCUCGAUUUUGAGCCUGAAGGAGGUGACAAUGAUUUUGAGGAAAAUGCUGGCAGUGAUUAUCAGCCUUCAAGCCCCUUAGAUGAAGAAUCGGUUACUCAAAAAAGAGAUAUAUUAAACUUUAUGUGUAGUCAGUCUUUCUCGCAGCAUGAACCCCGACCGACUAUACAGUCAACGGUUACUUCUGAUACAAACUCAUAUAGGAAAGCCGGUUCUCGAGGAGGUCGUUCUGCACGAGGAGGUCGCGGAAGAAGAACAAUGCCUCAGCGUCGUAAAAGGUCAACAAAUACUCAACCUCGUCCUCGAAAGCCAGCAAACUCUUCCAGUUCAUUUAUUAGGCCAAUGGUUCGGCAAAACUACAACUAACAUCUAAUUAUCUGUUUAAUACUAAGAUGAAUCUUAUUAUUCCCAUUCUAUCUUUUUUUUAUCUCUUAUUAUCGGUGUGAAACUUGAAGUUUCGCUCGUUUUCUUUUAAGUCACCUUCCGGUAGGAGAAUCAACAAUAAAAGGCAGCAUACUAUUAUCGAACUUUUAGGCAGUCAUUCUUUUAAUUUUUAGUUUUCUAUAUUUAUUUCAUAUAAAAUACUUUGUCUAUCGUUAACAAC
This is a messenger RNA of Schizosaccharomyces cryophilus OY26, 4222 nucleotides long. RefSeq names its product RecQ type DNA helicase Rqh1. The transcript has a single exon. The record is from RefSeq and is a predicted model, not a curated record. Gene Ontology annotation, cellular component: RecQ family helicase-topoisomerase III complex; nucleus; cytoplasm. Gene Ontology annotation, molecular function: nucleic acid binding; 3'-5' DNA helicase activity; ATP binding. Gene Ontology annotation, biological process: double-strand break repair via homologous recombination; DNA replication. NCBI's taxonomy places the organism in Eukaryota, Fungi, Ascomycota, Schizosaccharomycetes, Schizosaccharomycetales, Schizosaccharomycetaceae. Bases 112 to 3984 code for a protein of 1290 amino acids.